CAAUUCAUAUUUGAAGUUGUUUGUUUCUUUGUACUGCGGCCAAGCUAUUGUUGACCCUCUAUUUUUAGUAUUUCAGCAUUCAUUAUAAAAUUUUUAGCAAGUUUGUUGUGCCAUCGUAGUGUGAAAAUGAUUAGGGACUGCGAUUAUUCUGAACACUAGCUAAAAGUGAUAUAAUUUGUGUGUGUUCUCGAAGGAAGGUGAAAAUAGUGGACUCGUCCUAUAUCUGUUUUGUGUGUGAAAUUAUUUGUUUGUAUCCCAAAAAUCUGAACUAAAACUCUCCAACUACUUGCAAAGUGGUUAUCAUUUGGUUUAAACUGUUUGUAAUGUGCCCAAAUUACCUAUUGAGCAAGAUAUCUGUAAGGCGUACCUUUGUGCCGACGGUUAAUCUCCUUCAUUCCAAAAGAAAAGGAAUAUUCAUACAUCCCACAGCAAUGUUUAAAAACUGUUUAUUUAAUAGUAGUGCUUGCAUACCGUUUAGACAAUAAAUCCAUAUAAAGGUCACAAGUGUUUUAUAAUCGUUUUGAGUUCGUUACUACUUAUACUACACCAGCCAAGAUGAAGCUGCUAGAGAGUACAAGAUUUGAAGCCAUCAACAAUGCCCUAUGUAUCCAAACAGGCGACAGCAAAAUCAUUGGUCGUAUCGAAAGUUAUUCAUGCAAAAUGGCAGGCACUGACAAAGCCCUCUAUAAGAGAUUCAACGCUGAAGGUGUCAAUCCCAGUGAUCUACAAGCACUUUCACCACCUCAAGGAGUCUCCCCAGGCCAUUCCCAAUACAGCAGAAGUAUUUCUGGGGAUGAAGAAGGCCCUUUAUGUGAUACUAUUAGCCGUAAAACUCUGUUUUACUUAAUAGCAACACUAAACUCGGCUUUUCCAGACUAUGACUUCAUGAACGUUAAGAGUCACGAAUUCAGCAAAGAACCUUCAAGACAAUGGGUGACCAACGCCAUCGAUACUAACCUAGCCGCGACAGUGGGAGAGCACUACCGUCUGCUAGGACCAUCCAUGUGGACAGCGAUUGAUGACGAGAUCUCUUUGGAGAAUUGUGAUAUUUAUUCUUACGAGCCCGACCUCGUAUGUGACCCUUUCGGCGAAGAUGGUUGUUUAUGGAGCUUUAAUUACUUCUUCUACAAUAAGAAACUGAAGAGAAUUGUGUUUUUCACCUGCAGAGCCAUCAACCCAAGAUAUACUGUUGAUUCUGGUUUUGGAAGCGAUUUCAUCAUGGACGAGGAUGAAUCCUACUAAAAAUCAACCACUUACAACAGAUGGAGCGGGCCUUCAAUUUUUGGCAGGCUCCAAAAUAAUGGCACCCUCAGCUCGGUGUAUCAGCACAAUUUCUUUAAAAAAAUUGUGAGCAUAAAAAUCUUUUGGUGAGAGCAAAAGUACAAAUUACAUUAACAAGUUAGCUUGUAAGUUUUUAGUUUUAAGGUAUUAUCAAAGAUUAGAUACGAUAGUGUCCACAGUUUUUUUAUUGAUUGUACACUUUUCACGGAUUGUUGUACGACUCUUUUUCUUUUCUUAGUAUAGGAUAAGUAUAGGCCAGUGAUGACGUACUAAUAAAUGUAGAGUUUUGGUUUCUGUGUAGUUUUUUGUAUCAUCCAAAGAAAUACAAAAGGAUUAUGAUAUAUAGCCCAUUAAGAUAGUGUUUUUAACAAUAUGUCACUUACAUUUUGACGUCAUGCACAAAUGUUUGAGGUUAGGUCUAAAUUUUGAUGCCAUAAGACCAACUUUGUCUUCUGGCAACAAAAUAUAUAACUUGACUUGAAUGUAAAAUAAUUUCUGAUAAAUAAUAAAGGUUCAAACAGUUGAAAAAUGCUAUAUUUGAACCAAUCAACAUUUUUUCGUCAAUUCCUUGACCUAACCUUAAAAAAAUUGACAGCAUUACGUCUUAGUCAAGUUGCUUAUUGACGUACAUAACCUUAAUCUCACUUUUUUGCUAACACGUUAGACGAGAGGUUUAUUCUCUGCAAAUAAUUACACAGAUAACUAUAUAGAAAUCUCAAUAUUUCUUCUCUGUGUAUUAAAUUUAUUUUAUUGUAUUGUACUUAUUGUACUAAUUGUUUCUAGUUAAAAAAUUUUACAGUUUUCUUUUUUCUGUGUAUUUAAAAAUUGAUUUUGGUUAUUCAGUGUAGUCCUUGUAUAUAUGAAUGGUUUCUAAAUUCUAAUUGGCAAAAAAAUUAAGUUUUUUGUACCUGUACCUCAAAGUACAAUUUAUUAAAAUAUAUUGUUGUAUUUAAAUUAAUAAGUAGCUGUGUUUAUAUUCGAUUCUUGUCUUUCUUACUUUUACUCCCAAAAGACUACAAAUUUUUUCCCUUUAAGUAUUCUUUUGGGUACGAAAAAAGCAGAAUUCACUUGAAGCUAGAUCUGGAGAAUACGAUGGAUGCUAAAACAGUUCUAAGUGAAAUUCGUGUAUUUUCACCGUAGUUACGAUCUGGUACAAUCUGUCAAGGUAAUAGAUGAGCAAAAUACAUUGUGGUUGUCAAAAAAAUGGCGACCACAACUGUGCCAGCUGAUAUUUGCAUCAUUGAGUGGUUUUUAAUUUGCUGCUGUAACUCAGCUGACUGUGUGUCAUUUAUUUCACAUGUCUACGCAAAAACCCCCGUUUAUUGGUCGGAAACAGUUGCAAACAAAUGCCGGAAUGGUCUGAGCGUUAUUUUUGGUCGACUGCGCAAACGCGGUAAAUUGUGACAGAUGACAUAUGAAGUAGAUUUGUUAGUAGAUCCGCCGGCGCCGAUUGCCUGUCAAGCUUAAGUUAUAUUGAUUUGUCUGCAUAUAAACAGAAUGAUAAGUUUAGCCUGUCUUGUUUCGCAUGUCACUGUUCAAAUUGCAGGCAAUAAAUUUCAUUCAUUACUUUGUUUUUUUAUGGUAUAUUUUGCAUAUAAACACAGCUAUACUUAUAUACAAUAAUUAAAAUGAUUAUGUCGUAAAUGAUUUUCGAUAAACCCAGUUGUUAUUCUAAAAUGAAGUUGUUUUCGUCAUGUUUUUAUGAUAAAGAUAAAAAUUAAUUAUAUUUUAAGUAGAAAAUAACGAAUUUUUAAUGUAUAGUUGGUCUAAAUGUUAACCUUUCCCUAACUCGUUCAUAAUUUCUUGUCGUUUGUCGUUGAAGAUAACACAAAAAGUUUUAUAAACACAGAAAAUCCGUCAAAAUAUUAUUUUAUUCAUCUGUUUGGACACAAAUAAAUUGCCGUCAAUAAAUAUAUCACUUCCUUUACUGUACAUACAGGACAAUAACAUCCUUAUCGGUAAAUUAGGCCUGGAUCCCGCGUACCAAAAAAAAGUUGAUUAAUAGCAAGCUAUAAAUUUGUUAAUACCUUAACGGUGUCUAGUCGGACAAACUUUGAUGUACGGGAAUAAUGGAACAGGGGAAGUUUUAAUUGUGGAACAGGUUAAAAAUUUGGAACGUCAGACUACGAAAACGUCCCAUGUAUUUUGUCAGACAUAACUUCCAAUUGAUUUGUUACCCUUUCAUUAUAUUCUCAUCCAAAAAUCAGAGUGGUAUUUAUCACCAACUGGGCAUUUUAAAGUCCAACUCGUAGAACAUGUCAAAUGACAGGAAUUAUGACAGGUGAUAAAUAGAAGUCUUAUUUUUGCAUGAGAGUUUAAUGGAAGGGUAACAAAUCAAUUGGAAGUUCUGUCUGACAAAAUACAUGGGACGUUUUCGUAGUUUGACGUUCGAAAUCUGUAACCUGUUCCACAAUUAAAACUUCCCCUGUUCCAGUAUUCCCGUACAUCAAACUUUGUCCGACUAGACACCGUUAAGCUAUUAACAAAUUUAUAGCUUGCUAUUAAUCAAUUUUUUUGGUACGCGGGAUCCAGGCCUAAAUGGUUUUAUUUAUUGAAGAUACAUUUACACAAGACUGCCUUGAGACGCAAAUCUGGCGUCCAAGGUGAUAAUUUUGUACUACUUACCUUUCUUAACCUUAAUCACCAUUUGGGAAAAUGAUUUAAGUCGAUAUACAGGAUGAUUCGACAGCAAAAUUUGUAGUUUUACAUUAUAUGUAUAUUAGGAAACAGCCAAAUAAGAAGCAAUAUAUUAUUGUUUUGCCAUAAAAUCCAUAAAAAUCAGGUCAUCAUCAUCUUGUUAAUAACGACUAAAAAGUAUGUUAAUGUACAGUUACGCCUUUAAGUGAUUUCAAUUUCAGUUAUUGAACAAAUCGAUGAGAAACAUUUUUUGUUUGUGAGAUAAAAACAACAAUAUCCUUAAAGCGAAUAUGCUAUAAGGUUACAAAGUGGUUGAAAAUUGGUUAGAAUUGAUUUUCCAACUACUACCUUCUUCGAUGUCGUUUCUGGAAUCCGUUUCGAAGGACCAAAGUAAAUGCUUGAAUUGUGGCUUUUCAUUAUUUUCUUCUUUUAACUUAAUGUUUUAAUACAUUAACUUUUAAUGUAUAACUGUCCAUCUCCUUUUAGUUUUAUGUAAUGGUUCCUUCUAAGUACUAAGAUCGAGCUGUACAUUGCCGACAUUAGUUAGGGCGUAACUAGACCGAACCUGGGGGAAAAUACCGGGUGAAGUCUCAACUAAAAUGGACUGGUGGACUGAAAUGCGUGUACUUAAGUGAAAACUACAAGUUUCUCGACAGAUUUCAAUCGAAUCAUCCUACAUAUAGAUGUUUAGAUAAGAUUAAAUUUGUGAGAAGAAUAUUUUAAAUAUGUAUUUAUAUAAGUACUAAUGGUCUGGAAAUUGCUUUAAGUGUAGAUUAUGAUAAGAAAGUCUUUCACAGUUUUGUGACAGAGUCAAAUAGAUGCAAAACUAAAUUUUUAUACUUACUAAGGAUUUGCUGGCCUUUCAAAAGUAUUAGACAUAGUAGAAGGUACUUUUCAUAGAACUGCGGAUGAUUUUUUCAAUGUAUGAGCGUGACCGAUGUAAAAUCUUUAUUGAAAAAUUAAUUUUUUGUUUUGAGUUGGUUUUCGUACUAAGAAUUAGAAUAGUUUGCUUUUUUCGUAAAAUGUGAGUCUACAUUUCUUUCUUAGUUACUCUUGGAGCAUCCAAGCCCCUGUCACCACCUUAACACUACUUUCUGAUCUUCCAGAAAUCUGUAGUCCUUGAAAAUUUAGUGCUUUGAGCACCAACAUUGAUGUGUACUAAUUUUAGUUACUCUCUGAGCAUCCAAGCCUUUUUGUACCUCGUCAACACGCGCUAGAAGCGUUAGUCAUUUAUCAUUUGUUCGUAUUGUACACUGCUAGACAAAAAUACACCAACGUUGGAAUGCAACAAUACAAAAAUUGAAGAAAAAAAUCUUCUGUGCAAAAGGUAUAUUUAUUUGAAAACCCUAAUACAGGGCUACAUUAAAAAACAGAACGUUUCCGCUCUAAAGGGAGCAUCAUCAGUGUUCUAAGCCUAAAAUAAGUAUAACCAUAAUUAGUGAAGACAAAGUAAAAAAUUUUAAAGGUUGACCAAGAUAAAAAAUUAGGUUAUACUCACAAGCUGUACCUAAUAUACAAGUAGGUAUAACGUAAUUUUUUAUCUUGGUCAACCUUUAAAAUUUUUUACUUUGUCUUCACUAAUUAUGGUUAUACUUAUUUUAGGCGUAGAACACCGAUGAUGCUCUCUUUAGAGCGAAAACGUUCUGUUUUUUAAUGUAGCCCUUUAUUGGGGUUUUCAAAUAAAUGUACCUUUUACACAGAAGAUUUUUUUCUUCAAUUUUUGUAAUUAAUGGUAUACAGCCAGCUACAGGAAAAUUUUUCCUUAUGGAUUUCAACAAUACAACAUUAGAGUAACCGACCAAGAGUAAGACAACACAUGAGAUGGUUUGAUGAUAUUAAAAGAGUAGCCGGAACAAAUUAGAAAUAUGUUGCUCAGAAUAGAGACCGAUGAAAGGAGUUGGGAGGGGCCUAUGUCCAAACGUGGACGAUAAAAGGCUAAGAAGAAGAAGUUCGUAUUGUAACAUAAUUUCUGGCCCAGUAGUCACUACCGAUAAAUAUAUUAACCAUAUCUUAACAAAAAUCUAAUUUUUUAUCAUUACUUCGCAAUUUGUAAAUGCAGCUGUGAUAAAAUUUGUACGAAAAGUGAAGAUAUUAUACCAUCUGCAUUUCCAUUUUAAGACAAGAACUGUACUGAUAAGACAACAUAAAUUUUAUGUAACUGAUUGGUUUGCUUUUAGAAUAUCGUUUGUUUUAUUAGAUUCAGUAUGUAUUGAAUGAGUAUUAUUUCAUAUUUUUAUUAGGUUUUUAAAUAAUCAAGACUUAUUAACAGGUAUGGUGUAGCUGAUCUCAUUGAGUCUAUAAUAUUUCGAAUAUAGUUUCACAUUCAAUUUUACAAUACCACUUAGAUGUAUAGUUGGUACUACGGUUGCAAUAUGUAGUUAAUAGCUGUAUGAUCUGAAAAUAAAAAAAUUCUUGUUU
Molecule: messenger RNA, 6336 nt
Organism: Diabrotica virgifera virgifera (western corn rootworm)
Lineage: Eukaryota; Metazoa; Arthropoda; Insecta; Coleoptera; Chrysomelidae
Gene: Maf1
Product: repressor of RNA polymerase III transcription MAF1 homolog
Exons: 4
Coding region: 556-1242 (228 amino acids)
Biological process (GO): negative regulation of transcription by RNA polymerase III
Cellular component (GO): nucleus
Molecular function (GO): RNA polymerase III core binding
Source: RefSeq, a predicted model, not a curated record